Mugil cephalus (flathead mullet) is the source of this 2245-nucleotide messenger RNA. RefSeq lists its product as uncharacterized. The coding region runs from base 135 to 737 and encodes 200 amino acids. The record is from RefSeq and is a predicted model, not a curated record. Gene Ontology annotation, biological process: negative regulation of T cell proliferation; cell surface receptor signaling pathway; cellular response to lipopolysaccharide. NCBI's taxonomy places the organism in Eukaryota, Metazoa, Chordata, Actinopteri, Mugiliformes, Mugilidae. The transcript has 4 exons. Gene Ontology annotation, cellular component: external side of plasma membrane.
UUGGCCUAGAGGCGGUCUUAAGUCUCCUGUUUCCAGGAAGUUUCUUAGUCUUUAGCUGCCAUUUGGUUUCCUGUGUUAGGAGCAAACAGACUUGACCUCACACGUGAACCAGAUUCAGAGGAUGACGGGACAAGAUGAUCUGCAGGAUCCUGCUGCACAUCGUCCUCAACUCAUGUGUCUGUGCAGCAACAUUUGAAGUGAAUGUGACACAGAGCUCCUAUCAGGCAGAGGAGAACCACCACAUCACACUGGAGUGGACCUUCACCACCAAACCUGACAUGUCUUUCACUUCACUGGACAUCCUCUGUUUCCUGGUCACUGAUCAGAAAGUCUCAGUCCUGUAUCGUCUACGUGAAGGUGUUGAGGUGUCAGAGUCCCUGGAUGAAUGGUUUUCAGGACGAGUCCAGGGAGACAAAGACGUCCUCAGAGAAGGACGAAUCAGACUUCAUGUGUCCAGACUCAGGACUGAUGACUCUGGUCAGUACCAGUGUGAAGUCAACACAGAUUAUGGCUCCAGAUCUGGCAGAUGUGAACUCAACGUCAUUGCAGCUGCUGAUCAGCCUCAAACUCAGAGACCAACGUUGAGUCCAGAACCAGAGACCGGAGGACAGGGGAGACUAAAUGAUGGACUAACAACUGUAGCAGCGUUAGCAGGAGCGGCAUCAGCUCUGGUGUCUGUCUGUAUUGUGGUUUGUUGUCAGAAACCAAGAAAGGUCGAAAAACACAUAGAAAUGUAGGUUUGUGUAAAAGCUAAGUCCUCCACUUACUUCCUUAUUAUUCAGUGUAAAUGAUGUUCCUGAUAAUCUGAGUUUAAAUGAGUUCUUAAAGCAUUAAUAACUGAAGUCAUUGUAAAUAAUUAGUCUUUAUCAAAUGAUACAGUCAUGGAGAGUCUUCAUGAAACCUGCUCUGGAUUAUUCUGAAGCUCUCACACUUUAAAGAGUGAGUCAGUAGUUACAGAUUGAGCUUUUGUGCAAAAGUUCUUGAGAAAACAAAGAUGAUUUCAUUCUGGUUUUCUCCAUCAUCUGCUGCUUUGCUAACGUAAACAUCACAUAUUCAAAACUCGAGUUAGUUCAACGUUUCUUGAAGACGUCCAACUAUUCAUCCGAGGCUUCUUCAGCUACAAAUCUGAUCUGUUCUGAAAUGUGAUGAAGGCCACAAGAGGGCACCGUCAUCCUGCUAACCAGGGAUGUAGUGAACUCUGUCCUCAGUUUGUUUCAUCACAUGUUAUCAAGGAGAUCAAAUCACAUUAAGAAGCUGGGAAAAUGAUCUGGUGCUUUCAGAUCCCAUGGGAUAAAACACCCCUUCUAUAAAUCCACUCAUGUCCAUAUGUAUGUGGACACAGUUUCUGUUGUUUUGCCUGUUGAUCAGAACGUAUUCAAGUUACAGUGCUUGCAUGAAUCUGGGUUUAAAGUGCAGCCUUAACUUGAGGAUAUUCACAUACAAACUGGAGGAAUUACAAGUCCAGUUUCUUAAGGGGGUUUCUAGUGAACAUGUCCAGUCAUGUGGAACUUCCUUGUUCUCAGAGCACUACUAUUAAUGGUGCAACUUCCUGCGUGCUUCCCCUCCCCUGAGUCCACAUUGUGCUGCUUUGCCUUAUUACAUUUUUGGUGUAAAUACCUCCUAUGUCUUUGCCUUCUCCUUUAUACCUGCUUCAUCUUUAUACCUGAUCUGCCUCUAUGAUGUGUUUAUCUGUGGAUCUUUAAGCUAAAAUUUGUCACAAAUCAAUGUGAAGUUUUCCUCCAGCUUAGUUUAGCUGUAUAGAGACACCGGGUGAUUUCAGUCUAGUUAUGGACUGAUGUCCUUCAUGUGUUUUUAGUUGUAGCAUGUAGCCAUGUGCUGCAUGUAGGCUAGUUAGCGGCGAAAUUUACAGCUAAGUCUGGACCUGUUUUCUAAACUUGGACUAAAUGGUGUCAGCAUUAAUCUUGUGUUACGAAUAUUGUGUUAGGCACAGUUACAUUUUUUUUUUUUGAGGUUUGCUGCCUUCAAGCUUUUGAAUUGACUGUUAGACCACCUGCUGUUAUUAAUGCCACUGGCAUUUUGUGAACUGACGCAGCUAUAACAGAAAUGUGAAGAGUGAAUGAACACAUAUCUAUCAACAAGCUAUUCUCUGUAUUCACAGCUAUUUACUGACACUAGCUACAGUAUCUUACUUCCUUGUAAAAUACUUCCAAUACAAUUUCUGCACUCGUUAUUUUCUCGACACAUGCAGUUCUUAUGUAUUAAAAAGAAGUUUGGUGAAUUUGGA